AUGUGGCAUCAUUUCCAGACCAACAUGCCAUAUCCAGCUGGAGCUAGACCAGAGGGUGUUCCAGCCCCUAUUGCGGUGGACUAUCUGCCUUUGAUACGUGAACUUCGGAUGAUGGAGAUCGCGAGCCACCAUCUAUUUGGAGAGGCCCUUCACUGGUGGGAGGAAGUGGUUCGUGAGGCUGCACCUGAUCAUCAGUUUACUUGGGAGGAGUUCAAGGCACAAUUGGAGGAGAAGUAUUGCCAGAAAGGAGACCAGGAUCACCGUAUUGUGGAGUUCCUCCACUUAGAGCAGGGUGAUCGUACCCUACCUGCUUAUGAGGCAGAGUUCACUCGUCUCCUGCGAUACGGGUCACAUUUGGUGCCGACUGAGAAGCUGAAGAUCCAGAAGUUUGUGACUGGAUUGCGACCUUAUUUGCGUAGACGGAUAGAGAUCCAGGAGUAUCCUAUGUUGAGUAGGUACAUGACUCAGCUGCAUAAGUUGGAGAGGAGAGAACAAGAGGAGCAGCAAGAGGAGAGGAAUCGAGACAGCAGUCCCAUGAGGCGCAUUACGUUCACUCGCCCCUCUUCGAGUUCAGGACAGAUGAUGCAGCCCCGUGAUAGGGGAAGAGUACCAGCGGUUCACCCUACGGCUCCAUCGCCACCGGCACUGCCAGGACCACGCAGAUCUUGUCCACGGUGUGGACGAGAUGAUGUUGGACCAUGUCGUUCAGGGUAUACUUAUUACCGUUGUGGUCAACCUGACCAUUUCGCUAACCAGUGUACCGGGAACGUCGCUACCUCUGGAUAG
Messenger RNA from Tarenaya hassleriana, 786 nucleotides. RefSeq lists its product as uncharacterized. NCBI's taxonomy places the organism in Eukaryota, Viridiplantae, Streptophyta, Magnoliopsida, Brassicales, Cleomaceae. Bases 1 to 786 code for a protein of 261 amino acids. The record is from RefSeq and is a predicted model, not a curated record. The transcript has 2 exons.